Aspergillus aculeatus ATCC 16872 is the source of this 873-nucleotide messenger RNA. Its product is annotated as putative short-chain dehydrogenase/reductase. The transcript has 3 exons. Gene Ontology annotation, molecular function: oxidoreductase activity, acting on the CH-OH group of donors, NAD or NADP as acceptor. Lineage: Eukaryota; Fungi; Ascomycota; Eurotiomycetes; Eurotiales; Aspergillaceae. The record is from RefSeq and is a predicted model, not a curated record. The coding region runs from base 1 to 873 and encodes 290 amino acids.
AUGGCCCUCGCCAACAGACUAGCAAUCCUCCCCGGAGGUCUAGGCGGCCUCGGCACCAGCAUCGGCCAGAAGCUCCGUCAACAAGGCGCGCAGCUAGCCAUCCUCUACGCGCCCUUCGAAGCCGCCCGGCGCGACCAGCUCCUCGAAGCCGGGUACGGAGCAGCUGCUCACCACCACCACAGAAACAUCCACACCUACGAAUGCGACAUCACGUCGCCCGAGUCCGUGGAGUCGGCGUUCGCCAAGUUGGAGGACGAGUUGGUGACCCCAUUGUCUACACGGUCACCGUUGUCAUCAUCAUCGAAUCCAAGACCCUUUCCGAGUAUCCUGAUCAAUACGGCCGGGUAUGUCUCCCUGAGUGACAUGGAGGCGACGACGCCCGAGGAGACGCUGAAGCAUCUUACGACCAAUGUGCUGGGACCGAUGUUGUGCGCGCAGGCGUUCGCGCGGCUUUACUUUGCGCAGACGUUCGCUGCUGAUGGGCAAGAGGCUGCGGGAUCGAGAUCGAUACCGCCGCCGCCGGGGAGGAUUGUGAACAUCGCUUCGCAGGCGGCUCAUGUGGCGUUGCCGCGCCACGGGGCUUAUUGUGCCUCCAAAGCGGCGUUACUGGGCUUGACGCGGAGUAUGGCGUCCGAGUGGGCGGGACGGGGCAUCACGGCCAAUUCGGUAUCGCCCACCGUGGCGUGGACGGAGCUGGGCAAGAAAGCUUGGGGGGAGGCUUCGGUUAAGAAUGCCUUCUUGAAAUCUAUCCCAACGGGAAAGUUCGCUCUGCCGGAGGAGGUGGCGGAUGCGGUGCUGUUUCUCUGUCAGGACUCGAGCGGGAUGAUCAAUGGCGCGGACAUCAGGGUCGAUGGGGGCUUCACUAUCCGGUAG